This is a messenger RNA of Sander lucioperca (pikeperch), 1534 nucleotides long. It is a transcript of the gene nphs2, whose product is annotated as NPHS2 stomatin family member, podocin. The transcript has 7 exons. The record is from RefSeq and is a predicted model, not a curated record. Bases 155 to 1273 code for a protein of 372 amino acids. Lineage: Eukaryota; Metazoa; Chordata; Actinopteri; Perciformes; Percidae. Gene Ontology annotation, cellular component: plasma membrane.
UGGACGGCAGCACCACUGACUCAUUACAGACCUCCAGCCAGAGGAAGAAACUCACAGCCGUAAAAGUCACACAAUUUAUUCUUCCUCUCUGCUUUCAACCAAAAAGAAAACCAUCAACCCAUCGAGCAGAAACAUCCCAACAGCCAUCACUCCUAUGAUCUUUACUGCAGAGCCUCCAGACAGUAUGGAGAAGUCCUCCAAUGUUAACCCGCCGAGAUCCAGAAUGACGCCCAGGAAGGAGAGGGAGAGCGGAGCCUCUGUGCCUCCCAGAAGUCACAGACACAGGCCAUCGAAGGCAGGCCGGGUCCCAGAGGUAUCAUCAGUGAGGAAAAACAGGCUACAGAAGGAGAAGCCAGAGACAAACGAGGUGAAGGUGAGAUCCACUGUGGUGGACAUAGACAGCGUGAGAGAGGAUGAGGUCAAGGAGGAGAACUCUGGGCUCCUGGAAGCAGCGGAGCAGGAAGGUCUGAAGCGCAAGAGCCUGGGAGUGUUUGAGUGGCUGCUGAUGGUCUUCGUCUUGGCUCUGGUUCUGCUCUUCCUUCCUUUUUCCAUCUGGUUCUGUGUCAAAGUAGUGAGGGAGCAUGAGAGAGCUGUGAUCUUCAGACUGGGUCACCUACUGCGUGGAAAACCUAGAGGACCAGGCCUUCUUUUCUACCUCCCAAUCCUUGACGUGUGUCACAAGGUCGACAUCCGACUGAAAAUGCUGAAGGUUCCUCCCCACAGGGUGGUGACAAAGGACUUGGUGAGGCCAGAACUGAGUGCAGUGUGUUAUUACCAGAUAGAGAACGUGGCUUUGUGCAGCACGGCUCUGUCCAGUCUGACUACAGUGCUGCCGACUCUGGUCCAGUCAGUGGACAGAGACAUUCUCGCCCAACACACAUUCAGCCACAUCCUGCUGCACAGGAGGAGGAUCGGACAGCAGAUACAAGCAGCUGUUGACUCUGUUGCUUGCCGCUGGGGCAUCAGGGUGGAGAGAGCAGACAUAGAUGAGCUCAGUUUUCCUGUGGAGUUACAGCAGAGUUUGGCUGCAGAGGCCGAGGCCAAGAGACAACACCAGGUUAGAGUAAAUGCAGCAGAGGGGGAGAGAGAUGCCUGGGAGGGGUUCAGGGCUUCCCUCCGUCUCCUCCAUCCUGCCCUGGUCCUUCCACUCCCUCCAGAUCUUCUCGGCGUCAACCCUGAUCUCUCAUCCCUCCCACCCCCUCCUCCCCUUUCUGUGGAAGGAGAGGGAGGGACGACGGAGGGGGAACCAGAUACAGACUCGCCAAUGAUGUGACAGAUUGUUAUGACAUGAAAGCUUAUUAUUGUUGAAAUGGUAGAGUUUCAGGAGAUUUUGAUCAUGUUUAAGAAAGUAAAUUUCAAGCUAAAUGACUAAAUGUUUAUUUAAGUACAAUUUAAAAUAAGAGUUCAUAAUAAAUGUAUUGAUGUGCUUUCGCACUGAAAGGUUUGAGAGCAUCGACAGUAGGGUAACUGGGUUUGUGUAACAAUUUGACAAUUUCCAUGUUUUGAUAAUAAAGGUCCAGAGAAGUCUAACUUU